Molecule: messenger RNA, 921 nt
Organism: Chanos chanos (milkfish)
Lineage: Eukaryota; Metazoa; Chordata; Actinopteri; Gonorynchiformes; Chanidae
Product: aggrecan core protein
Exons: 7
Coding region: 1-921 (306 amino acids)
Source: RefSeq, a predicted model, not a curated record
AUGGCGCGGGGUGGUCAAGGGCAUCGCAUGCCAAACCCCUCAACAGAUGGAGGAAUGGGUGCUCAGGCAGCAAGUGCCAGUGCGUCUGUCUUUAAUGUGCUAAUGAUGGUGUUCGCUCAUCGAAGACUCCAUGCAUCACCUUUGAGACAUAAAGCGAUUCAAUUCCAGCAUCAUGCUCCGAUACGAAAGCUCCCACUGCUUGUCCAAGACCAAGACAGAAGUGCUGGGCAAGAAUUCAAAGCAGCUCCUCCCGAGCUCCGCAGACAGGGCACAGAACCUUCUAGAAGAUUCCUAGUGGACUCAUACACUGGCCAACUCAAGGAGUAUAUCAGUGAGAUGGAGCGGAGAGUUGGAAACCACUAUGUCCCUCCAAGCCUUAAUGAAUUCAGACAAGGCUCUCAGAACUCCCGGGUUACACUAGUUGACGUCAGGACAGGGAAGCAGCUGGCUUAUCUCUCUGAGAUGGAGAGGAGUUCUGGAAACCGGCAAUAUGGGCCUGAAACAGACCUCCAUCCAGAAACUGAUUCCUGUCCUGGGGAGGUGAUUAGUGGCAAGUGCUAUUAUUUUAAUCCCACUCCGCAGACCUUCAGUGAAGCAGAAUCUUCCUGUAAACAAUUCUCACCUAAUGGACACUUGGCCUCGGUGACAACCGCAGAACUACAUGCUCGCCUUGUUGCCAUGGUGUCCAAAGCAAACAGUGCUCCUGUCCUGACCUGGCUUGGAGGAGUCCUGAAGGAAAAGCAGUUCCGGUGGACUGAUGGAUCCUCUUGGGGCUACAGUGACUGGAUGCCAGGUCAUCCUGACACAGCAACAGAUAGGAAGACAUGCCUGGAAAUGUUCCGAACUGACGAGAGCUGGUGGACCGCAGUGGACUGUGGCUUAAAGAGAGCCUCAGUCUGUUCUUUCUCCAUGACUGCAUGA